Plasmodium cynomolgi strain B is the source of this 2166-nucleotide messenger RNA. RefSeq names its product protein kinase. Gene Ontology annotation, biological process: mitotic DNA damage checkpoint signaling; protein phosphorylation. Lineage: Eukaryota; Apicomplexa; Aconoidasida; Haemosporida; Plasmodiidae. The coding region runs from base 1 to 2166 and encodes 721 amino acids. Gene Ontology annotation, cellular component: nucleus; cytoplasm. The transcript is spliced from 2 exons. The record is from RefSeq and is a predicted model, not a curated record. Gene Ontology annotation, molecular function: ATP binding; protein serine/threonine kinase activity.
AUGUCGCAACUCUUUUUAAGAAGGUUGCCCCCCUUUUGGGGAAUAUUGCAGUUGUGUGGAGGACCAUCCAGAAGACCAUCCAAAAGACCAUCCAGAAAAAAAGUUCCCACCCGCAAUUCCUCCAUUGGAGAUUCCUCCAUUGGAGGAGAACCCCCCCACGAUGGAUCCGCCAAGUGCCGAGACCUCCUGAACGACAAGUACCUGCUGACGAAGAAGAUAAAGGACGUGUUCCGAAAAACGAGAAGGAGCAGCAUGUACCACGAACUGGAUGUAAUCUCCAUACCUCGUGCGGCACUGCAGCAUGAAAAGAAAGGAGAAGAAAUCUGUACAAAUUGCAUUAUAAAUGCCGAUCACUCUCUAUACGCGUUGAGGUUAAGAAAUGAUAACUUUGGGGAAGGACACACAAAAUCGAUUUACGGAUCCAACACAUCAGAUGUGCAGAUUUACUAUGACUAUGAUUAUGAGCAGAAGGAGUACAUGGGAGAUAUUGACUCCAAUAGGGUGAAGGAGGGAGGUGAAAUUGGAAAAGGCAGAGAGAAGGGUAAAGGGAAGUUCUCCCCAUGGAUGACUUGGCUAAAGGGAACAUACAAAAUGAUCGAUUUUGCAAAGAGGUUAUUUCUCAGUCAUGUAGAGAAAGAGGACACCUCCGACUUGAAGAAAGACAUAAAACGAUACGAGCCGAAGAAGCUAAACUAUACGGUGAAGGAAAAAAUGGGAACUGGUGCAUUUGGAGAAAUUUGGUACGCAAUAAAUAUGAAUAAGGAAUCUCCAUUCAAAGAUGUUGUCUUAAAAAAAAUUCUUAUACUUCAGAAUGAAGAAGAAUCGGAAGCUAGUGCAAAGAGAGAGAUAUAUUUUGGAGAGCUGCUAAAAAAUUGCCCCAAUGUAAGUCGCUUUAUUGAAUUCUUUACAGAAUAUGAAAAGGGAGGAAAUGGAGAAGGGGAACGGAAGUAUGUAUGGCUGGUUUUUGCAAAUGAAGGAUACUCGUUGGCUAAUCAUUUAUUCCAUGUAGACAAAAAUAAGGGAGGGAUGUUAACCCCAAGUAAGUUAUGGUGGAGCAUAAAGAAGCAAAAUAUUGGCAUGCUAGUACUGAGAGAUUUAAUGUACCAAAUUUUAAAAGGAGUUAACAAUGCACAUAGGAUGGGAAUCACACAUAGGGAUUUAAAAAUGGAAAAUAUAUUCGUUUCGGCAAGUACCCCUUUCACUGUUCGUAUUGGUGACUGGGGUAGUGCAGUAGAGUAUAAUAAUGAUGACUUUUUAUUUACUCCUUCAGAAAAUGAAGAGACAGAAGGGUACCAACCACCCGAAUCUCUAUUUGGACAUAUGAAAGGAAAUUUUAAUCGUUUGCCAUAUUACGAUAUGUGGGGAAUAGGAAUCGUAUUUCUGCAGUUCGUCUUGGGCACGAAAAAUCCGCUAGAGGUGAAAAAUAAAAGGAAUGCAAUAAAGCUGCAGAAUUUCUACGCUAAGUAUGCAACCCCGGAGGAAUUAAAAGAGGCAAUAUUUUUGCAAAGUCUCUCCGAGUUGUGUUUAACACCCUGGAGUCAGUCUUCCAACCAAUUGAUUUCCCUCAAACAGGAAAAACUACCCUAUUCGUCCAUUUAUCAAAACAACAGUAUUUUGAAUACACUGCAUUAUUUUCUCUCCUUCAAUUUGGUUCAUUUGAAGAACCACAUAUUGCGCAACUGGAGGAAUAGGUACCUUGCCAACACGUACAACUCUCUCGUGCCCUUCUUCCCUAAUUCCUCUCCCCUUUGUGCAGAUGCCAAUUGUCUACACUUGUAUGACCCCGGCUUGGCACCCCCUACCAGUUUGAGUGGCCACUCGGGGAAUACUUCCUACAGAAAUGUCAUGGGCACAGAUUUGCACCUCCGCGAGGGGCACACGUGUGUGGACUGCGACAUUCGCGAGCAGAUGAGUAACGCGGCGAAGAUGAGCAGAGCGGCGCAGCUGAACCAAAUGAUGUUCCAACACUCGCGCGCGCACGCGCUGCUUUCCCCGCCCUGCGACGACGAGGAGUUUCAGCGGAUCCUGCAGGAGAGAGACCCUUCGGGCGUGGGGCUCCCUAACGCCAACGCGAGAAACCUGCUGCGGCGCCUGCUCACCUUUGAUUACGCCAGGCGGAUUACCGCCGAGGAGGCCCUCAACCACCCCUGGUUCGCCGAGCCCUAG